UAGCGUUGACUAGGAGUGAAAAGGUGAGCUGACAUGUCUCUGUUUGUGCACCCAAUGCUAACUUGCCUCUAUUUCAGCUUGUUACCGUCUCCUCCAAGGACUCUCUUAUUUUUUUUUGGGCAAAUCGGACCCACAACGGCGAGCCUCGGUUUCCCGUUGGAACGAUUUGAACGGGAGACUACGCUUGGCCGGCGCACGAAUGGGAGGAAGCCCCCUCCCGUUCGUGCAUUUUUUGAAUACCUUCGGGGUGGGGAAAUUAUGAUCCUAUGAGCUCCAACUGAGCUGGAC
This is a messenger RNA of Desarmillaria tabescens, 288 nucleotides long. RefSeq lists its product as uncharacterized. Lineage: Eukaryota; Fungi; Basidiomycota; Agaricomycetes; Agaricales; Physalacriaceae. Bases 34 to 270 code for a protein of 78 amino acids. The record is from RefSeq and is a predicted model, not a curated record. The transcript is spliced from 2 exons.